UUGCUUCUACAAUGUUUGCUAGACAGGUCAUUCGUCCGGCGCGACAGCUGCAACAGCAUGUCCGCCGAUAUGCCUCUGAAGCACCUCAGAGCGGCGGCAGCAGCAAUGGCGCUCUCUAUGUUGGAAUUGGUGCAGCCGGCCUUGCUGGUGCCUACAUCUACAUGAGGGGCGGCAAGCCAGCAGCGCCGCUAUCAGAGGAGGCGAACAAGGUUGCUGCGAAGGUUGGCGGCGCAAGCAAGAAGGCUUUCACUGGUGGCGACCAGGGCUUUAUCUCGCUCUUGUUGGAUAAGUCGGAGGUAGUCAACCACAACACCAAGAAGCUCACCUUCAAGCUGCCGGAGCCUGACAUGGAGAGCGGUCUUCCCGUUACCUCCGCCGUCAUCACGAAGUACAAGGGCCCAGAAAUGGAGAAACCCGUCAUCCGACCGUACACGCCCGUCAGCGACGUCGACCAGCAGGGCACCGUGGACUUCAUCGUCAAGAAGUACGAGAAAGGGCCCAUGUCGAGCCACAUGCACAACAUGGAGCCUGGCCAGCGGCUAGACAUCAAGGGACCAAUCCCCAAAUACCCAUGGUCCCCAAACAAACACGAACACAUUGCACUGAUCGCCGGAGGAACUGGCAUCACACCCAUGUGGCAGACCGCGCGCGCCAUCUUCAAGAACCCCGAGGACAAGACCAAGGUCACACUGGUUUUCGGCAACAUCUCCGAGGAGGACAUCCUGCUCAAGAAGGAAUGGGAGCACCUCGAGAACACCUACCCUCAGCGAUUCAGGGCCUUCUACGUCCUCGACAACCCACCUGAGUCGUGGCAAGGUGGCAAGGGCUUCAUCACCAAGGAGCUGCUCAAGACUGUCCUUCCUGAGCCCAAGGAGGGCGAGAAGGUCAAGAUCUUUGUCUGCGGUCCUCCUGGCAUGUACAAGGCCAUCAGCGGUGGCAAGAAGAGCCCAUCGGACCAGGGCGAGCUGGACGGAUACCUGAAGGAGCUUGGAUACAGCAAGGACCAGGUCUACAAGUUUUAGAUUGUCAACUUAGAAGCGCUGUACGAUAUAUCUGUCAUCUAGUGAGACUUCGAUACCACCAAGCGCUCAAUGUCACGAGCUUAACAACA
This is a messenger RNA of Parastagonospora nodorum SN15, 1111 nucleotides long. RefSeq lists its product as hypothetical. The transcript is spliced from 3 exons. The record is from RefSeq and is a predicted model, not a curated record. Bases 12 to 1022 code for a protein of 336 amino acids. Gene Ontology annotation, biological process: ergosterol biosynthetic process. Lineage: Eukaryota; Fungi; Ascomycota; Dothideomycetes; Pleosporales; Phaeosphaeriaceae. Gene Ontology annotation, molecular function: cytochrome-b5 reductase activity, acting on NAD(P)H.